AACAACAACAAAAAAAAACAGUGGGGGAUGUUUAAAGAGGUCAACUUCACUUCGUCCUGUUCCUGGAACUGCCUUCAUGUUUCUCAUCGACCCCUCUAGCUAGCUAAGUGAGUCAAAGAUCAAAAGGUAGAGAGAGGGCAGAUACAGAGGUGAAACAACAGUCCAGGGAUGCAGGCUUUUUCGACACUAUUGCAGCGUAUGUCUGCAAGGAAGGCCUCAAAGCAGCCGUCCCCCUGCAUCGCUGGGAAAAGUGCUUCGUCUGAACUAGAGAGCCAAUUGAAUAAAGACUCGGAGUCCUGCCUUCAGGCUAUCUCCAGUGGAACCCAGAGCGUGUCUGCAGAGCUGGCAAUGACUUCAAAGAUUCCCCACAGAGAAAAGGAGCCCCUGGCAUCCAGAUUACUCCCUGCAAAGGAUCGCAACGAUCACAGGUCUGAGCGUGUGAAACACAAAGGAUUAAAAGGAUCCACCCGUGGGCAAGCAAGCAAGCAAACACAAAGCCGAGACAUCCUGAAGAGCAACAGCAAGAUGAAACUCCUUUUCAACAACACAAACGUUGAGGAUGUCAUACACCCCAAAGCUGAGACUACGUUUGCCUUCCUGGCAAGUACUGACACUGUCCCACAUGUUCCCACAUGUGAUAUAGGCUCACCGUACAGUGAAUCUGAAGAAGAGGAAGAGGCAGAUUAUGACCCAUCAAGCUCCUUUCAGGGCACAUUUAGAGCGGCCGCCCAUCCAUGGCAAGUUUCUCGGUCAAGCUCAGCCUUCAGUUGCUUCUCUCACAGUUCACACUUAAGUACAUCAACAGUUUCACCUGUUGGUCGUCAUGGAUACCACCUUGGUCCUUUCCUGGAGCGAACAAGGCAACCUCAUGCGGCAUCACUGUUAUCUACCACUGACAAACUCAAUCAGGGUUUUGUAGGCUAUGUGAGUAGCACUCAGCGGACACACCAACAUCUCCAUAAGUUUCAAAGCAGCUGGCCAAGCAUAGCCUCAUCAUACAGGACUGUCGGCUUCUGUUCAGCUAUGUUUGCUGAGAAGCAAAGCUACUGUACCACUGACUUCAAAUCAAAGUCUUCUAAUGAGUCCUGCCAUCUAAGCGCCUCUGGACAGGUAGAUGAUCUGAAUGUGGAUGAUAUGACGACGUGUGGUGAUAUCAAAGAGCAAGUACCCAGUCAAGAAUGUCAAGAAGCCUGGGAAGGAGCUACUGCUGCCCAAAACGCUCAGUCUCUGAAGGAUAGCAGCAAAGAGAUUGUAUGCAGACCCAAACAAAGGUUAUUAGAUGAGUCAUCUGAUGAGGAAGAAGUGGAGCAAUGUCGAAUCUGCCACAGUGGCGAGAGUUCACCAACCAACCCACUGAUAUCACCGUGCCUGUGUUCAGGCAGUAUGCAGUUCGUUCACCUCGACUGCCUGAAGAAAUGGAUUAGGACAAAAAUCGAGUCAGGGUCAGGGCCCUAUACUGUCAAAAGAUGUGAACUUUGUAUGGGGAGGCUGACACUGGACCCGGAUACACUUCACUUGGACGAUUACUACAGAGAACAACAGGUACAGAUGGUGGCCAACCUUGACUUGUAUGAUCUUGAUGAUGUGUUUGGAAUGCUAAGGCGGCCAAGAUCUGUGCACGUUCCGAUAUGGUCAUUGCUUUCCAACCUAAGGAGAAGACUCCGAAGAAUCAGAGGGAGGAGGAACCCCUCACCACAGGAGACAUCUGACACUUGAUCCUCAGCCGUACUCCUUUUUUUUUUCCCACAUCUUUGCUGAUGUGGAACUAAACACACCCGUUUUACAAUAAACCACUAUGCAUCUAA
This is a messenger RNA of Sander lucioperca (pikeperch), 1805 nucleotides long. Its product is annotated as probable E3 ubiquitin-protein ligase MARCHF10. Gene Ontology annotation, molecular function: zinc ion binding. Lineage: Eukaryota; Metazoa; Chordata; Actinopteri; Perciformes; Percidae. The record is from RefSeq and is a predicted model, not a curated record. The transcript has 8 exons. The coding region runs from base 169 to 1716 and encodes 515 amino acids.